Molecule: messenger RNA, 1124 nt
Organism: Lobosporangium transversale
Lineage: Eukaryota; Fungi; Mortierellomycota; Mortierellomycetes; Mortierellales; Mortierellaceae
Product: mitochondrial carrier
Exons: 6
Coding region: 179-1075 (298 amino acids)
Biological process (GO): mitochondrial L-ornithine transmembrane transport
Molecular function (GO): L-ornithine transmembrane transporter activity
Source: RefSeq, a predicted model, not a curated record
UUCCAUUCCUCUUCCUUACUCAUUCAUUCAUUCCUCUCUUCUUCUUCUUCUUCUUCUUCUUCUUCUUCUUCUUUCUUUUUUUUUUAAAUUUUUUUUCUCUCUUCACUCGAUCGCAAGGGGAAUAAUCAAAGAGAAGCCCAUUAUUUUUAUAAUCAUAUUAAUAAAAAAUAAUAAUAAAAUGGCAGAGUUGAAGCAAAAGGAAAUUGUCCCUUGGCAUGAUUUUGUUGCUGGAAGUCUUGGAGGGAUGGCUCAAGUCACAGUAGGACAGCCUAUGGACACGAUCAAGACUCGUCUGCAGAUCGAAAGCAAGUCUGGACGAUUUGCUGGGCCCUUGGACUGCUUGCGCCAAACUAUUAAAAACGAGGGGUUCCUUGGACUCUAUAAAGGAAUGGCUAGUCCGCUGGUAGGUAUUGCUGCUGUGAAUGCGCUACUAUUUGCUGCUUAUUCCAAUUUCAAGAAGCUACAGGAACCUUAUCCUGGGGGGCCUCUAACACUAAGUCAGAUCGCCAUUGCAGGAGCAGGAGGAGGGAUUGUGAAUGCUGUGCUCGCUUCCCCUGUUGAGCUUCUCAAGAUUAAGAUGCAGGCACAAUAUGGAGCAGGAUCUACAGUCCGGUAUUCAGGGCCAGUUGACUGUGCGCAGCAGCUAAUCAAGGAGCAUGGAUUUCGACAUGGGCUCAUGCGUGGAUAUUGGGUAACUGUCUUUAGAGAGAUCCCUGGAUACGCUGGAUUCUAUGCUGGAUUCGAAGGCAUGAAGAGAUACUUGACGCCCCAAGGUCAAGACCCUGCUACAUAUCCUCAUGGAUUGUUCUCUCUCAUGGCUUCAGGUGCAACAGGCGGUGUUUCAUACUGGCUUGCAUGUUAUCCUCUAGACAUGCUCAAAUCCAUGAUCCAAAACCAGCCAAACCCUCCAAAAGGCGCGUUUUAUGUCCUAGAGGCUGCCAAACAAAUUUACAAAGAGGGUGGCAUCCAACCUUUCUUCCGCGGAUUUUCUCCUACAAUCAUCCGUUCCAUCCCCGCAGCUGCCGCUACCUUCACAACAUAUGAACUGGUAAUGCGGGCACUUUCCACAGUCUAACUCGUCCUUGUAACAAUUAUACAAUAUACAAUAAAUAUACUAGUUUUGC